UUUAGCUUCAUAUUAGAUAAGUUUUUCAGUAUUAAUUAAAAACACGUAUUUUGAAUUUAAUUUUAAAUAACAAUCUAUUUAAAUGUAUUAAUUUAUUGAAAAUGUUUAAAACAAUAAAAAAUAUUCAUAGUUUUCAAAGAAUUAAUUCCAAAUAUAUACUCAUAAAAAAAUAUAGUCAAAAGGUUUCUAAAUAUUAUCCAAAAAGAAUAUUUUCGGGAAUUCAGCCAACUGGAAAUUUACAUUUGGGAAAUUAUCUUGGUGCUAUACAAAAAUGGAUACAAUUCCAGAAUAAUGGAGAAAAUGUUAUUUGGAGCAUUGUGGAUAUGCAUGCUAUUACUUUAUCACAUGAUCCAAAAGUGUUAAAUGAUAAUAUAUUUAAAAUGACAGCAACAUUGUUAGCAUGUGGUAUUGAUCCAAAGAAGAGUAUAUUAUUCCAACAAUCUACUGUACCCAUGCAUACACAAUUAAGUUGGAUUUUGGGAUGUCUUUCAACUCAAGCACGAUUAACUCGCCUACCUCAAUAUAAAGAAAAAAGUCAGACAUUAAAAGUCAUCCCUUUGAGUUUAUAUAUUUAUCCUGUUUUACAAGCUGCUGAUAUAUUACUAUAUAAGGCAACACAUGUUCCAGUUGGACAAGAUCAAGUUCAACAUAUUCAAUUAGCACAAGAAUUAGCUAUUAAAUUUAACAAAAAAUUUGGAGAUACUUUUCCUGUACCUCAUUCUUUAGUUAAUGAAAAUGCAAGUCAACGUAUAAAAUCUCUUCGCAAUCCUUUAAAGAAAAUGUCAAAGUCUGAGAAAGAUUCAAGAAAUAGAUUAGAUUUAUUAGAUGAACCUGAUAUAUUGUUGGAAAAGAUAAAAAAAGCUGUUACCGAUUGUACUUCGAAAGUAACUUAUGAACCAGAAACAAGACCUGGUGUUUCAAAUUUAGUUAUUAUUCAUUCAAUGCUUAGUGGAAAAUCUAAGGAUCAAAUAUGUUCUGAAGUAGAAGAAUUAGAUACUGGAAAAUAUAAAUUGAUGCUGGCAGAUUUUAUUAUAGAAAAAUUAACUCCAAUUCGUAAAGAAUAUUCAAAAUUAAUUAAGGAUCCAAUGUAUUUAGAAGAAAUUUUGAAGAAUGGUACAGAAAAAGCGAUCGAGAUAGCUAAUGAUUGUUGGUAUGAUGUUCGAAAUAAAAUUGGUUUUGAAAAUGAUAUUCUCUGUAUUAAUGAGUCAGUACAAAAUAUAGUAUAAUAAAAUAUAA
Apis laboriosa (Himalayan honeybee) is the source of this 1236-nucleotide messenger RNA. RefSeq names its product tryptophan--tRNA ligase, mitochondrial (gene TrpRS-m). The coding region runs from base 102 to 1226 and encodes 374 amino acids. Gene Ontology annotation, biological process: mitochondrial tryptophanyl-tRNA aminoacylation. Gene Ontology annotation, molecular function: tryptophan-tRNA ligase activity; ATP binding. The record is from RefSeq and is a predicted model, not a curated record. Gene Ontology annotation, cellular component: mitochondrion; mitochondrial matrix. Lineage: Eukaryota; Metazoa; Arthropoda; Insecta; Hymenoptera; Apidae. The transcript has 6 exons.